AUGGAGGAUGAUUUCGUUUCAAAACUUGAACAAGAUGURCAAUGUUCCUUGUGUAAUGAUAGACUCACUGAACCCAAGAUCUUGUCGUGUUUCCACACAUUUYGUAAGCCUUGUAUUAAAAGRMACGCCGAGCUGAYCGAGAAAGCGGUGAACGUCUUCAAGUGCCCUAAAUGYAAAUCACUWACUCCUCUGCCAGAUUUAAACAGCGUAGAAGAUCUAAAACCCAGUCUACUGCACUCAAGGAUGGUGAAGGUGUUGGAGUUUGUAGAAAGUGAGAAGRUUUGUUCUGUUUCUGGGAGYCAUCCACCAGCAUCUUGGCAUUGCUUUGAGUGUAAUCGCUCGUUGUGUGACGAAUGUGAGAAGAGCCAUUCAGUGUUUACAAAAGCUCACAAAACAACCCGCUUGAAUAACUUAAAGAAAGAAGAUGUUGCUUUGAUGCUGAGAGGAAACUACGGUCAUGAACACGAAGCAAUAUAUAACUUCUACUGCAACGAUUCAAAAGAGAACGGUGAACAAGCAAAAUUAGAGGUUCAAAAAACGGUCAAACGACUGAUAUCUUCGCUGGAAGAAAGCGAGAAAGAACUUGAGAGAGAAAUUGAAAAGAAAAUAAAAAAAGCAGAGCAAAAAGAAUCGAAAGGACAAGUUGUUGUAGGCAAGACUCUGAGCGUUUUGGAUUACGUAUGCAAAGUGAUGGAAAAUGGUAAUUUGAAUGAAAUGAAUGAAGCACUUAUAGACACUGCAGGCUAUGACAACAGUAUUGAUAACCCAAGUAGACAAGAGUCUCGCUUUAAGUUUGUUUGCAGCAAAGAGGUUCAUGCAUUAGGGAACUCAGGGAUUGGAAUUCUUAAACCGAUAUUAACAGACCCUGUUAUGAGUUUGAUAGAGGUAGAAUCUGAAGAUCUCGAAGCCCUGAAGAAAUCAGCUUUGGUCGUGUUAACAAAGACCACUACUGGAAAACUUAAUGCUGAUCCGGACGAUGUCGUGGACGUUAAAAUCACUCCUGAAGAUGGUGUGAAGAUAAAAUUGAAAAGGACGACUGAUGGUAAAAUAGAAGUGGAGUUCAUACCUAAAGUAGCUGGUCAACUGACAGCAGAGGUUCAAGUGAAUGGGAAUAAUGUAUCUAACAGUCCACUAGUGAUAAAUGUGAAGCCACAGAAGAUGGAAAUAACAAGUGAGUUUAAGAUGAAAGGUAUACAGACAACAUCUUCAGAUUUUACAGGGAUAGCAGUAAAUAAGGAAAACAGUAGAAUUGCCGUUGCAGAUAAAUCUUCACACUGUGUGUAUGUCUGUAACACUGAUGGCGAUCUCUUACUGACGUAUGGUAGUCGAGGUAACGGUCAGGAUCAGUUGGACAAUCCCCAUGGUUUAGCAUUUCUUAAUGAUACAGAUUUAGUCAUAGCAGACUUUGGUAAUAAUAGGAUAUGUAUAGUCAAUACCGACACAGGAACACUGAUAAGAUGCUUUGGNUAUUAA
Messenger RNA from Actinia tenebrosa (Australian red waratah sea anemone), 1473 nucleotides. Its product is annotated as E3 ubiquitin-protein ligase TRIM71-like. Lineage: Eukaryota; Metazoa; Cnidaria; Anthozoa; Actiniaria; Actiniidae. The record is from RefSeq and is a predicted model, not a curated record. Gene Ontology annotation, molecular function: zinc ion binding; protein binding.